GAUAAAGCAUGAGAAUAUCGUGGCUCUGGAGGACAUCUACGAGAGCUCAAACCACCUGUACCUCAUAAUGCAGCUGGUGUCUGGAGGUGAGCUGUUUGACCGAAUCGUAGAGAAAGGCUUCUACACAGAGAUGGAUGCCAGUCGGCUCAUUCGACAGGUUCUGGAUGCAGUCAACUAUCUGCACUCCAUGGGCAUAGUGCACAGAGACCUAAAGCCUGAGAACUUGCUGUACUUCAGUCCCCAUGAUGAAUCAAAGAUCAUGAUCAGUGACUUUGGCUUGUCAAAGAUGGAGGGAACAGGCGACGUGAUGGCCACCGCCUGUGGGACUCCAGGAUACGUGGCUCCUGAGGUUUUAGCUCAGAAGCCCUACAGUAAAGCUGUGGACUGCUGGUCUAUUGGGGUCAUCGCUUAUAUUCUGCUUUGCGGUUACCCUCCUUUCUAUGAUGAGAAUGAUUCGAAGCUCUUUGAGCAGAUUCUGAAGGCAGACUAUGAGUUUGACGCUCCGUAUUGGGAUGACAUAUCGGACUCUGCCAAAGACUUCAUCAGCUGCCUAAUGGAGAAGGACCCAGAGAAGAGAUUCACAUGUGACCAGGCUCUUGAGCACCCUUGGAUUGCUGGAGACACAGCUCUCUGCAAGAACAUACAUGAGUCAGUCAGUCGACAGAUGCGGAAAAACUUUGCCAAAAGCAAAUGGAGGCAAGCCUUUAAUGCGACGGCUGUGAUCCGCCACAUGAGGCGCCUGCAGCUGGGCACCAGCUUUGGCAGCAGCAUUCACGGCAGCAACUCCGUGUCCAACCCGCAGAGCCGUGCUCCAGCCAAGAGCCAGUCUGUGGACUGCGCCCCGCUCUCCCUGAAGGACUGUUCUCCAAUAGCUCCUUUGCCCCCUGCUGUUAAAGCAUACAAUCAGGACUCUGACGCCUCCUCUCCAGUACAAGAGGAACCAACAGUGGUGGCCGAGCCAUCGCGGCCACGACCCUCCACCGUCACGGUCAUCCACACUGGGACUAAAUGACGCCAGGUUCCGCGGGAGGUGAGCUGGGAGACCACAGAGCUUUGAGACGGGAUAAAACCAUCCCAGGCCUCGUGAUUCUACGUUGUCGCCCAGUUUGCCCAUCCCGCAACCUCCCAUCUGUUUCUGCAAAACCACGGGAGGAAUUUGAGGAGCGUUGGCUCAGCUCCAUUUACCAUGGCUCAGCACGGCACCGCGCUGCUUCCCUCCCAACUGUCAUACAGACCCGGAAGUACAGAGGGGAAGAUGAUCACCAGAAGUUGACAUUGUGAAAGCCAUGUUCAGCCUGGAUCAUGGUUGUCUGCCAGACAAACAAGCAGCUGGUCUAGGAAGUGCCACACUAAGGGGAACUCUUUAUUGAAGCUGCUAUCAUUUGUGACUGUGAGCAUCUUGAGACAAGGAUGCUCCGCUGUAUGCCUUGUGUAAAUAUCCUGCCUGGAACUGUUGAGUGAAGUCAUGUUAUGCAAGUGAAAUAUAAGCUUCAAGCUGUGGUAUAUAAUUGUGGCAUCAUCUGCACUCUGAACUUCUUGUCGUUUUGACAGCUCUUGUUCAUUUGCUGUGGUAUUUGCUACAAUGGCUCGCAGGGUAGUAAUUCCCAACAGUGUGACAGUGUAUGUUAUCUUUUUUGCUUUAAAGUGUCUGGACAUGAAAUAUGAGCAGGACGGUGCACUUCAAUCACGGCUGUGAUCGCUGAGAGGGCUGACUUUUGUAAGAACCACUUGCAGAAAUGUGUAAAUGUGUUAUUAGACUGGGACUGAAACAUUAUUGAAUUGAAUUAUAAAGAUGCAGUAUCUAAUAGUUGUUACUUUGUAAUUGCUGUUUUAUUUGAUUAAUGAAUUUUUGAUGUGACUGUGAAGUCCUCCUUGACCACAGGAGGGCAACCACGUGUUGUGUGACCAGUUCUCAGGGAUGUGCUCCAACAUGAAGCUAACCAAACCCCUCUCAGAGUGAUCAGACACUGCUGAGGGUGAAAUAGUUGUAAAGUAAAACUUCAAAAUACUGCAUAUGUGCCAUUAGGAGACUUUGGCAGAUGUUUUCCUUCUUUAAAUCCAUUUUUAUUGACUGUAUGAGUGUAAUGUAACUCAUACCGAAUGGAUUGUUUCCCCUUUAAAAAUGCAUUAUAUUUGGAUUCAAAGAAAGUGUUUAUUAGUAAAGUGUGCGUUCAUGUCCGCAGUAGUAAAAAUGUAAAAUGACACAUGAAUGCAAAUGUAUCUCAAUUGCUCCCACUGCAGAAUCGUCAAAUCAGUAGCGUACAGUUCAGUAGUUGUAAUAUCGUGCUCUGCUUCCGCUCAUGAAGUGGCUGGUCUGAAAACAGCUCACUCACUCUAUGUUUAAUCACUGUGCUUUCAUACCAGCCUGUUGAAUUUAGCAGAAGAAGAAGACUCUUUCUCCUUUCUCUCCCGCUCGCUCUCUAGAGACCUUCACACAGAGAAAAGAAGGGAUCUGUCUUUGUAUUUUCUCUGUGGUACCUCUCUGUUUAAUUUUCAAUCACUCAACCUAAAUGGGGCAAAAAAAUAACACUCCACCAGAACAUGCCUGAUAUCGAGGCCAUCUUGAAUUAUCUAAACAUGUUGUGGUGAAUAUUGACUUUGAGCCUCUACUUACUGUAAAUACACAUCUCAAUAACAGUUAGCUUGGGUCUUGAGUGUUUAUUUUGGCCUUCCCUAUAUUAUUUCCCCAAAAUACAUCAGAAAGCAAAGAAAAUGAAGCAUUAAAAGCUCCACAGUAUGCAUGUAUUACAUAUUAUUACAGAAAUGUGCUUUUGGAGUUGUAGAGAUUCAUGUAUUAAAAAAAGAGGCUUGUUUGCA
Molecule: messenger RNA, 2817 nt
Organism: Morone saxatilis (striped sea-bass)
Lineage: Eukaryota; Metazoa; Chordata; Actinopteri; Moronidae
Gene: camk1db
Product: calcium/calmodulin-dependent protein kinase 1Db
Biological process (GO): peptidyl-serine phosphorylation
Cellular component (GO): intracellular anatomical structure; cytoplasm
Molecular function (GO): calmodulin binding; calcium/calmodulin-dependent protein kinase activity; ATP binding
Source: RefSeq, a predicted model, not a curated record